This is a messenger RNA of Cervus elaphus (red deer), 611 nucleotides long. Its product is annotated as deoxyuridine 5'-triphosphate nucleotidohydrolase, mitochondrial. The record is from RefSeq and is a predicted model, not a curated record. Gene Ontology annotation, molecular function: magnesium ion binding; dUTP diphosphatase activity. Gene Ontology annotation, biological process: dUMP biosynthetic process; dUTP catabolic process. NCBI's taxonomy places the organism in Eukaryota, Metazoa, Chordata, Mammalia, Artiodactyla, Cervidae. The coding region runs from base 44 to 538 and encodes 164 amino acids. The transcript has a single exon.
UUCCCCCUGCUCCCUCCCUCCUGUGCCCACGUGGUACUCUGCCAUGCCGUGCUCUCAAGAGGCACAAGUCGUCUCCCCCAGCAAGCGGGCCCGGGCCACGGAGGUGGGCGAUAUGCGUCUCCGCUUUGCCCGGCUCUCGGAGCACGCCACAGCCCCCACCAAGGGGUCCGCGCGCGCCGCGGGCUACGACCUGUACAGCGCCUAUGAUUACACAUUACCACCGAUGGAGAAAGUGCUUGUGAAAACUGACAUUCAGAUAGCCCUUCCUUCUGGGUGCUAUGGAAGAGUGGCUCCUCGUUCUGGCUUGGCAGCAAAACACUUCAUAGAUGUGGGAGCUGGUGUCAUAGAUGAAGAUUAUAGAGGAAAUGUUGGUGUUGUCCUGUUUAAUUUUGGCAAAGAGAAGUUUGAAGUCAAAAAGGGUGAUCGAAUUGCACAGCUCAUUUGUGAACGGAUAUUUUACCCAGAAAUAGAGGAAGUUCAAGUUUUAGAUGACACUGAAAGGGGUUCAGGAGGCUUUGGUUCCACUGGAAGUAAUUAAAACUUCUGCCAAGAACAGGAAAUGAGAAUGUACUUUUUUCUUGAAAAUAAAGACUUUGCUUAAAGUGAAAAAA